This is a messenger RNA of Physcomitrium patens, 1667 nucleotides long. RefSeq names its product putative phospholipid hydroperoxide glutathione peroxidase. The record is from RefSeq and is a predicted model, not a curated record. NCBI's taxonomy places the organism in Eukaryota, Viridiplantae, Streptophyta, Bryopsida, Funariales, Funariaceae. Gene Ontology annotation, biological process: response to oxidative stress. Gene Ontology annotation, molecular function: peroxidase activity.
UAUAUUUAUUACAUCGAUUUUUGUUUAACAUGGCACUUAAUGAUGCUCACGUAUAUGAAAGUUGACACUUCACCAUCGACAACCAUCGCAGCGGCUCAAUACUUACGGAACUAAAUGUUUGGACACGUUUAUUCUCUUGAGCUCUUAUACACAUUUUAUACAAGCUGAAGAUUUUCACUUUUAUGAUACAUCGCAAUUCAUACACGCUCAUUUAACAUUCCCGUCACAGAAAAGCCUUGCUCGCUGCAGGACAUCGUUGUGGCACAGGUUUGAAUGAACCCACAGGAUGAAUGACGCGCGAGAGACCAGGUCUUGCUCUGCAAUUGAGCUUUGUGGUCAAAACUAAAUGACUCGUGAAGUCGUUCAUGCCCAGCGUAUAGCACAACUUCGUUUACGAGGUGCCGCUUCGACGUCGUGGCCGUUGUCAGUUACAUUAAGUAUAGGCGCCCUUUCGUAACUCUGGGCAGAUUUUCAGUACAAGUGUUGGCUUCGAAGCUGUGGGAUUAAUAGCUAAAGAAUUGUGCCCAGACGACUUGGAUACGUGGCCUUUCAGUGUAUUCUGUAAAAAUGUUUGCAUCGGAGACACAUUUGGUGCCUCAGAAGAGCAUCUUUGAAUUUACAGUGAAGGACAUUGACGGAGUGGAUACGAAACUGAGCAAAUAUGCUAACAAGAUCAUAGUUCUCUUGAAUGUCGCUUCCUACUGCGGGCUCACUGACAGGAAUUAUACCGAAUUGCAAGAGAUUUAUGACAAGUAUAAAAAAGAUGGGCUUGAGGUCUUGGCAUUUCCGUGUAAUCAGUUCGCCGAAACGGAACCCGGAACACAUAUGCAGAUUAAAAAGUUUGUAAAGAAAACGUACAACGGAACGUUUCCUCUCUUUGCCAAGAUUGAAGUGAAUGGGCCCAACCAGCAUGAAUUAUUCAAGUAUUUGAAAGCCACAAGUGGUGGAAUCAGAGGAUUCUACCGGGAUAACCUCAAGUGGAACUUCGCCAAGUUUGUCAUUGGCAAAGAUGGUGUCGUUAUCGAGCGAUUUGCUCCAACGAGUUCUCCAAGGAUGAUUGAGAAGUUUUUGAGGUCGCUGCUGUUUCCUCCUAAAGAUGAUGGUCCCAAGCAGAAAACCACAGCUUCAAUGCAAUGCAGUCGAUUAGUAUUCAACCAUGCUGAUUGCACCGGAAAGCACUGGGAAACAGCCUGGGGCCCAGCAGGCGGAGAGUUGUUUUGGAGUGAAGGCACUGGGUGCGGGCCUGAAGAACCUACGUCCGACAAGAGAAACUGAUCCCUCUACAGGAAUCUCUGAGAUGGACCGUUUGGACGUGAGUGAGCUGUAUAGGUUGAGAAUCAUCCAGAUUCAUGUUAGAAUGUUAAGCCCUUCAAAUUAACCAUCAGCAGAAACUGCGUCCAUUAGAAACGAUCAGACAGUCCACCCGGCCCCUGGCAACGACAGAUUCACAUAAUUACGCAAUGGCAUUUAGAAUCUAGUUAUAGCUUCCAAGAUUUUGCGCUACCGUUGGCAGAUAUUUAACUCAUUGCAAGACAAUAUCCAAAAAGGCAUUGUCAACCAAACUUGUGUACAAAAUGGUCGUGCCGUUUUUAUAAUGCUACAUCCUUGAUGCAGAGCAGCACCUCAUUGAGUCCAAACAAUAAAAAGUGACCUCUGUCAUAUAACCA